This is a messenger RNA of Microplitis mediator, 2209 nucleotides long. RefSeq names its product glucose dehydrogenase [FAD, quinone]-like. Gene Ontology annotation, molecular function: flavin adenine dinucleotide binding; oxidoreductase activity, acting on CH-OH group of donors. Bases 225 to 2183 code for a protein of 652 amino acids. The transcript has 4 exons. The record is from RefSeq and is a predicted model, not a curated record. Lineage: Eukaryota; Metazoa; Arthropoda; Insecta; Hymenoptera; Braconidae.
UAAUUAUAUAUUUAAAUAAAAAGUAAUGUGUAACGCAGGGCUUUAGUUUUCUCUGAAAUCUCACAAGUGUCUAGAUAUCAUAUUAUAAUUUUUUUCGGCGUUUGUAUCAAAGCCAGCCAAGUAUAAGAUAGCGGACACAUCCUGUGACAACGCACUCAGUUGCCCAUGAAUCGUGUGGCUUAGAUGAUUAUGUAUUUAAAAACUGUUUGAAUAAUAAAUUAAAAAUGCUAAAAGGGAUCAUACUUUUGACGGUCCUUAGUGCUGCGGGUGUGAUAUCAACGCCAGUGCAAUGGCUGCAAGUGAUUCCGGAAUGGAAUGUUACGUAUGCGUGUGAGACGGUUUAUACGAGCAAUAAAUGUCAAUUUGAAGAUAUGACUUAUUUGCCGCAAGCGUGUGGGCAUAAUUUGACUACUUUUAUGCUGAUGCUACAGACAGUAAUGACAAGUACAUGUGAUAUUGCUGAUCCUUGUCGACGAACUGGGACUAAUUAUAUUAAAGAUGAUGAAGUAUAUGACUUUAUAAUUGUGGGCGCGGGAGUUGCUGGACCAGUGAUAGCACGAAGAUUGGCUGAACAAGAACCCUGGUGGCGUGUUUUGUUAAUAGAAGCUGGACCGGAAGAGCCAACAAUGACUGCGUUUCCGGCAUUUGCUUUUAAUGCGAUAAAUUCGGAAUUAGACUGGAAUUUUGAGACGGAACCGACGCAGCCUCAUCCAACGGCUUGUUUAAAAUCUGGUGGCAGGUGCACUUGGCCGAGAGGCAAAAUGGUGUCGGGCACUGGUGGAAUGUAUGGGAUGAUGUAUGUCCGUGGUCAUCCAGAAGUUUACAACAGAUGGGCACAAGCUGGUAAUAAAGGCUGGUCUUAUCUCGAUGUGGAGCACUACUUUGAACGAGCAGAGAAUCCAGAAAUGCCUGGUAUGACAUCUGGACCACCCUUUCAACGUACUAAAGCCGGAGGCCCGGUGAGAAUUGAAUACUUUCCGUACAAACCGCCUUUUGGUGAUGAAAUUUUAAGAGCGGCUUCCGAACUAGGCUAUCGGACGUCUGAACUCUACGGUGAGAGACAAACAGGAUUCAUGGUGGCUCCAAUGAUGACUCAGGGAGGAUUACGAGGAACGACGUCGCGAUUUUAUUUACGACCAAUUGUGCACAAGUCUAACUUAAAAGUACUGACGAAUGCUCGGGUGACGCGGAUUAUCAAAAAUCCGUGGACGAAAAAUGCCUGGGGCAUUGAACUGAUUGAUAAGUAUGGAGUUAAACGGAGAAUAAAGGCUGAUAAAGAAGUUAUUUUGACUGCAGGAGCUGUAGGAUCGCCACAAAUUCUUCUGUCCUCUGGAAUAGGACCGAGAGAAGAUUUAAGGAAAGUGGGAAUUACUUUGUAUCAUGAACUUCCGGUUGGACGCAAUCUUCAUAAUCACGUGUCAGUUGGUCUAAAAAUGAGCAUCAAUGAUACCUUUUAUGAAGACAUUACUCUUGAGGCUGUAAAAGAGUAUUUGAGCAAUCGAACUGGGCCUCUAACGAGCACUGGACUGACUCAAGUAACGGCUUUCCUUGAAAGUUCAUUCGCGAUACCUGGUGUUCCGGAUAUACAAAUUUUCUUUGAUGGGUAUAGUUCACCUUGUCCAAAAACUGGUCAACAGAAUGAGUGCUUUGAUGGCAACUUACAGCAUUGUCCUAUGAGACGAGAAAUAUCUGCACGUCCCACUGCGGUGGUGAUCAAGUCUCGAGGAGUAUUGACACUCAGAUCAGCAAAUCCACUGGACCGACCGGUAAUUUAUCCAAAUUAUUUCACGGAUCAGGAGGAUUUAAAAGUAUUAAUUGAGGGAGUUAAAAAAGUAAUAGAGCUCACGAAAACACAUACGAUGAGAAAGUGGGAUCUAAGACUGGACGAAACGAUACUGCCGGCUUGUGCAAAAUAUCCCUUUGGAACUGACGCCUAUUGGGAAUGUUAUAUAAGAAUGGAAACUGGCCCGGAAAACCAUCAAUCGGGAACCUGUAAAAUGGGACCCAAAACUGACCCCGACGCUGUUGUUGAUAGCGAACUCAGAUUGCACGGCAUUUCUAAUAUUAGAGUCGCAGAUGCUUCUAUAUUUCCGGAUGUUCCUAAUGCGAAUCCUUGCGCUGCCAUUAUUAUGGUCGCUGAAAAGGCUGCUGAUAUGAUUAUCAAUACUUGGGAAGGGUUAUGAUAUGUAUCAGCAUUAAAUAAAGUAAA